CUCUCUAGCCCCAUAGAUCAGAUACAAAGAUAGACAAAGUUUCAUGGGUUUAGUAAGUCUCUUCAUUAUAGAGUAACUAGGGGUAGGCUUCGAAAGCUAUACCUGCAAAUAGAUAUGUUAUGAAUCCUCUUUCUUCUAUAUCAUCCUUUAUCCCGAACCUCGCAACUUCUUCCCACAUCCGAGUCGAUAUAUAAAGCUGAUCGAUGCAGACUCCACUUCGCUGAUCUCUUACUCGGAGUACUGUAGCUGUUGUUUGAGCUGAAGUCAUGAGAACAGGAAGCUGUGCUGUUCAGCAGGGGCUAACCGCAGAGGCGGCCACCGUAGUGAAGCAAGCAGUGACUCUAGCGAAGCGUCGGGGCCAUGCCCAGGUCACUCCGCUCCACGUGGCAAACACCAUGCUCGCUGCUUCCAACGGCCUCCUCCGCACGGCUUGCCUGCAGUCUCACUCUCAUCCUUUGCAGUGCAAGGCCUUAGAGCUUUGCUUCAACGUCGCCCUCAACCGGUUACCGGCUUCCAAUUCGUCGAGUCCCAUGUUAGGCCCACCGGCUCACUCUCCUUCUAUCUCCAACGCUCUCGUCGCCGCUUUUAAGCGAGCCCAGGCCCACCAGCGCCGAGGAUCCAUUGAGAGUCAGCAGCAACCUCUCUUGGCGGUGAAGAUAGAGUUGGAGCAACUCAUAAUUUCAAUUCUGGACGAUCCUAGUGUAAGCCGAGUCAUGAGGGAGGCCGGGUUCUCUAGCACCCAAGUGAAAAGCAAUGUAGAACAAGCAGUGUCUUUGGAUGUAUGCUCCCAGAAUGCCCCUUCGCCUUCUGUGAGUGGCAAGUCGAAGGAAAAUAAUAAUAGUAAUAAUAACAUAACCUCGAACGUAGGGAAAACGAUUUCAACGGUUAGGGAGGAGGAUGUUACUAGUGUUUUGGAUUAUUUGAGGAAUCAAAGAAUGAGGAGUAGUGUGCUUGUGGGGGAAUGUGUGGCCAGUCUAGAAGGAGUGGUAAGAAGAGUGAUGGAGAAAGUUGAGAAAGGGGAUGUUGACGAGGAGGGUGUGAGAGAUGUUAAGUUCAUUUCUCUCUCUCUUUCUGCUUUUGGGCAUGUCUCUCGAGUACAAGUUGAGAACAAGAUUGAGGAGCUUAGGAACUCGGCUAGAAGCAGCAGCUGCCAUAGCAAAGGAUUUAUUUUGUACGUAGGAGAUAUUAAUUGGGUAUUUGAAUACAGGGCUGGUUCGAGCCAGCAAGGGGGAGUCUACUACUGUCCCGUGGAGCACAUGAUCUCGGAGAUUGGCAAACUUAUUAACGGGAUUGGGGAGAAUGGAAGAUUUUCUGUUAUGGGUGUAGCCACUUUUCAGACUUACAUGAGAUGCAGAAAUGGAUCUCCCUCGUUGCAGACUGUUUGGGGUCUGCAUCCUCUCACAAUACCUGUGGGAAGCCUGAGCCUGAGUCUCAUCUCCGACAGCGGUCUACAAAAUGAGUCGACCAAGAAAGCCGACACAGGAACCAGAAGGCUAUUACCAGAAGGGGAUAAGGAGAAGAGCCCGGAUUCUUUGGCUGAGCCAUCCGCCAUGUUCGACAUCCAAGUUCGAAGCUUGCCGAGUAGCACUUGCAAUAGUGACUCCAGCACUUCAAGCCUUCCCGCAUGGCUCCAACAGUGCAAGGAUGAGAGUAACGGAGUUGCUUCCAAUGAUCAGGACUGUGUCCUAGUUCGCCACAAGUGGAGCUCCGCGUCCAAUUCAAUCCAAAUUCCACCCUUUUCUACUGAGAAAACACUCACAUUCUCCUCCGUAUCACCGUCUUCAUCUACUUCCUAUGACCAGCUGCACCCUAAUUUCUGGAUCUCAUCAAGUGCUAACUCUAACACACCCAAUGAGCCCACUUUGAAAAUUUACAUCCCAGAGCACAAGGACACGAAACAACCAUUUCCAUUAUCGAAUCCAAACUCCACCUCUUCCAGUGACGUGAUGGAAACGGAGUACAUGAGCAGGUUCGGAGAGAUCAACUCGGAGAACCUCAAAACCCUAUGCGAUGGUUUGGAGAGAAAAGUGCCGUGGCAGAAAGAUAUAAUACCAGAAAUUGUGAGUACAAUUCUACAAUGCCGUUCCGGCAUGAUAAGACGAAAGGGGAAGGUAAAAAACAGUAGUGAAGUAAAGGAAGAAACGUGGUUGUUAUUCCAGGGAGUUGAUGUGGGGGCUAAAGAGAAAAUAGCCAGAGAACUUGCUAGGCUUGUGUUUGGGUCCCAGAGGAACAUCGCCUCACUAGCCUUAAGCAGUUUUUCUUCGACAAGAGCGGAUUCAACCGAGGAUUGCAGAAACAAGAGAUCAAGAGACGAACGGAGUUGCAGUUAUAUCGACAGAUUCGCGGACGCAGUCUCUAGUAACCCUCAUAGAGUUUUUCUAGUUGAAGAUAUUGAGCAACUAGAUUGUCGUUCUCAAUUGGGAUUUAAAAGGGUCAUUGAAAGAGGAAGAAUAACGGACUCGAAUGGUGAAGAAGUCCGGCUUAGUGAUGCUAUCAUAAUUCUGAGCUGCGAAAGUUUCAGUUCGAGGUCAAGAGCGUGCUCUCCACCAGCGAAGCAGAAGUCAUGUGAAGAAGAGAAGAACGAGGUAGCUAGUUUGGAGGAUACAAGCCCUCGUCUGGCUUUGGAUUUGAAUAUUUCCAUUGAUGAUGAUGAGGACUGCGAAAAGGAUCAGUCCGUGGAUGAAAUUGGCCUUCUUGAAUCCGUCGAUAGACGUAUAAUCUUCAAAAUUCCGGAAUUAUGAGGCCAAACAAAUUUUCAAAAUAAUUCUUCCUCCACCUCUUUCUGUGUUUCAGGCUUCUUUCUAUUCACUUUAUUUUCAUCAUAUCCUUGAAUUUCCUUGGUCUGGAGGUGAAAUGUGAUGGCAUACCUCAGUACGCACUUCAAAUUAAUUAUGUAGAAUUACAUGUAUAUUACUGAGUUUAAAUUGUUA
Messenger RNA from Neltuma alba, 2930 nucleotides. RefSeq names its product protein SMAX1-LIKE 3. The transcript has 3 exons. Lineage: Eukaryota; Viridiplantae; Streptophyta; Magnoliopsida; Fabales; Fabaceae. The record is from RefSeq and is a predicted model, not a curated record. Bases 267 to 2741 code for a protein of 824 amino acids.